Melanaphis sacchari is the source of this 1430-nucleotide messenger RNA. RefSeq names its product ras-related protein Rab-30 (gene Rab30). The record is from RefSeq and is a predicted model, not a curated record. NCBI's taxonomy places the organism in Eukaryota, Metazoa, Arthropoda, Insecta, Hemiptera, Aphididae. The transcript is spliced from 5 exons. Gene Ontology annotation, molecular function: GTP binding; GTPase activity. Gene Ontology annotation, cellular component: trans-Golgi network. Bases 426 to 1031 code for a protein of 201 amino acids.
AAAUAUUAUAAAUAGUAAAUACCUGUAUAGUGUAUAAAUAUUAUGUGAAUAUUAGCACAUACACACACGCCCGCACGAACAUUUUAAACACACGCAUAAAUUAUACAUACAUGUAAUAAUAAUAAUAAUAAAAAAAACCAUUUACCUCUUUUAACUACAAUUUCUAUUGUUUGAACUACGUUCAUGACUAAUUAGUGAUACCGUUAGUCUUAUUUCCGUUUUACAUAACUUUUAAGUGCACUCGAAUACCAUAUACGAUGAUCAAAUAAAGUUAAUAGGUUAUUUGUUUUUCAGAAAUCCUUUAAUAUAAAUUUCUGAUAUUUGUUAUGUUGAAAACUGACCGAAUGUUUAGUGUAAACCGUUGAAAAAAUAAACUGCUUUUUAUUAUUUUUUUAUAUUUUUAUGAUUCUUUAGUAUUUUGUGCAAUGGAAGAUUAUAAAUUUUUAUUUAAAGUAGUACUAGUUGGUAAUGCAGGUGUCGGCAAAACUUGUUUGGUUCGUCGAUUUACACAGGGGAUGUUUCCUCCAGGUCAAGGUGCAACAAUAGGUGUGGAUUUUAUGAUAAAAACAAUUGAAAUAGACAAUGAAAAAGUCAAACUUCAAAUUUGGGAUACAGCAGGACAAGAAAGAUUCCGUUCUAUUACCCAAAGUUAUUAUCGAUCUGCACAUGCUUUAAUAUUAAUUUACGAUAUAACAUCUCAGCCAACAUUUGAUUGCCUUAAUGAUUGGCUUCGUGAAAUCGAUGAAUAUGCAAAUAAUAGAGUAUUAAGAGUUUUAGUUGGUAACAAAAUAGACAAAGAAGACCGUGAAAUUCCUUCUCAUGUUGGUCAAGAUUUUGCUCAAAGGCAUGAUAUGCGCUAUUUAGAAACAUCAGCAAAACAAGCAGACAACGUAGAAAAAUUAUUUAUUCAAAUUGCUUCAGAAUUGAUGGAGCAAGCUAAAUCCAAAGGAAUAUCUUCAGACAGUCCACAGUCUUUACCAUUCAACACUAGAACAUCUAAAUCUAUCAAUGAUUACUGUUGUAAUCGUUGAAACCAUAAUAAUCAGUAUUUAUUAUUAUUGUCAUUGAUAUUUAACUGAGCUUAUCACAGGGUAAAUUGUAAUCAAACUAAUACUUUACCUAAAAUCAAUCCAAUAAUAAUAUUUUCAACAAAUAAAAGUUACCUAACAGUAACAUGAUGAGCAAAAGUAAUUAGUAUUAUAGUUUUAAUUUUAACUCCAAUUCAAGUUAAUAUUUUUAUGUUUCAUGGUUGUAUAAAGUAUCGUCAUACAAAUUAAAUGUAUGUGCAUCCAAAAGAAAUGUGCUCAAAUAUAAUAUGAUCAUCAAAUAAUUUAUCCUAUCAACCCUACUAAUCAGUAUUUUGAUCAAAAUUAAUUGUGUUUUUUUUUUUUUACAACCUAGUUGUAUUUUUCAAGUACCUAUUAUUAUAA